CAACUAUUCUGCUGUUACAUUGAUACCCUGACAGUGGUAGUGAUGUUAGCUUGUUUUCCUUGACACUUCUAGCUCAUCCCUUUGCAUUGGUUAUUGCCACCAAGCCUGUAAGGAACCAUGGCCGAGCAGGCCCCGGGAUCUCAACCUGACGGGGCGCUCCAGCAGCGAGUAGCCAUCCUGGAGCAGGAGAGAGCUGAGUUGAUCAGGGUCAAGGAGAAGAUGGAGGCGGAGUUCAACCAUAAGCGAGCCAAGAUUAAGGAACUCUACCUUUCCAAGGAGGAGGAGUUGCAGAGGCAGAGGGCCUCCCUAGACGGGGCCCAGGCGGACCGGAGCGCCCUGCAGGUCCAGCUGGCCCAGGCGCAGGCCGACAUGGAGAACAUCAAGGCGGUGGCCACCGUGUCGGAGAGCACCAAGCAGGAGGCCAUCGACCAGGUCCGCAGCCAGUGGCAGGAGGAGGUGGCCUCGCUGCAGGCCAUCAUGAAAGAUACGGUGUCUGAGUACGAGGAGCAGUUCCACCAGCGUCUGGACCAGGAGCGGGCCCAGUGGAACCAGUACCGCGAGGCGGUGGAGCGCGAGCUGGCGGAGCUGCGCAGGAGGCUCACUGAGGGUCAGGAGGAGGAGAACCUGGAGGAUGACAUGAAGAGAGCCCAGGAGGAUGCAGAGAAACUGCGCUCGGUGGUGAUGCCAAUGGAGAAGGAGAUCGCUGCUCUCAAAGCCAGGCUAGCCACCUCGGAUGAAAGGGUGAAGGAGCUGGAGGCGUCCAAGGUGAAAGAGCUCAACCACGUUCUGGAGGCGGAAAAGUCGUGUCGCACGGACCUGGAGAUGUAUGUGGCCGUCCUCAACACUCAGAAGUCAGUGCUGCAGGAAGACGCUGAGAAACUACGCAAGGAGCUCCACGAAGUGUGUCACAAGCUGGAGCUGGAGCGGCAGCAGCACAACCAGCUGAAGCACACGUGGCAGCGGGCCAACGACCAGUUCCUGGAGUCCCAGCGGCUGCUGAUGAGGGACAUGCAGCGCAUCGAGAGCGUGCUCUCCUCCGAGCAGCUCCGCCAGGUGGAGGAGACGAAGAAGAAGGACCAGGAGGAGGAUGAGAUGGAACGUCUGAGCCAGGCACAGGACCACCAGGAUGAUGAGGGUGGGGACAACACAGAACCUCUGGACGACAUGAGCCUGGGCCAGAGCCACGAAAAGUACCAAUCCAACCACAGCACUCACGGCUCCAUGCACUCACUGGACACUGAAGUGGUGACCAGUGCUCCCUCCGACCCCUACUGGGACAGCCUGCGGCGGGUCCAGUCCACAGACAGCCUGGGCUCCUCUCUGGGGGCCCCGCAGGGCCUCGGGGCCUACAACCACAAGGCCAAGUCGGCCAGCCACCUGGACUCUGAGUCGGACUUCGGGCCCCUGGUGGGCGCCGACUGCGGGGCCUCGGACGGCUUCAGCGACGCCCUGUCGGUCAGCUCCAUGAAGCUGACGUCCAGCCACUUCCUGCUCACCAAGGACCAGGAGAAGGCCAUCAAGGCCAUGACCCCCGAGCAGGAGGAGACGGCCUCGCUGCUGUCCAGCAUCUCCCACGCCCCGGACACCGCCUUCCUGCCCCCCUCCGGGUACCGGCUGGUCAGCGACAGCGAGUGGAACCUGCUCCAGCAAGAGGUGAAGAACGCCGGCAGGAAGCUGGGCCGGCGCUGCGACAUGUGCUCCAACUACGAGAAGCAGCUGCAGGUCAUCCAGGGGCAGGAGGCGGAGACCCGGGACCAGGUGAAAAAGCUGCAGAUGAUGCUGCGCCAGGCCAACGACCAGCUGGAGAGAACCAUGGCUGAGAAACAGGAGCUGGAGGAGUCUGUGAAGCUGGUCAACGAGGAGUUCACAGCCAAGGUGUCGGCCCUGGUGCAGAGAGUGCAGGAGUCUGAGGCGCUGCUUGCUGCUCUCCAACAGGCCUUCGGCCAGGCCAAGAGGAACACGCAGGAACAGAUGGCGGUGCUGAUGCAGUCCAGGGAGCAGGUGGCGGAGGAGCUGAGCCGCCUGCAGAGGGACAACGACAGCCUGAAGGGGAAGCACCGGCUGCACUCUGAGCUGCAGCAGGAGGAGGGCUUCCUGAUGCCCGGCACUGUGCAGGAGCUCCAGCCCCUGGUGGCGCAGUUGCGGGAGGCGGUGGUGACGGAGCGCACGGCCUCGGACCACCUGGAGGAGCGGCUGAUGGCGGAGGUGCUGUUCCUAAAGGAGCAGAUCCAGGCGGAGCAGUGCAUGAAGGAGAACCUGGAGGAGACGCUGCAGCUGGAGAUCGAGGGCUGCAAGGAGGAGAUCGCAUCCUGCUCCAGCCUGAAGACGGAGUUGGAGCGAGUCAAGAGGGAGCGUGAGGAGCUCCAGCGCAGUCUGGCAGAGAAGAGUCAGAGCCUGGAGCGCCUGCAGUCACGCAGCUCCAGCCUGGACGACCAGCUCAGGGAGCUCACCAGCACCAGGAGCUCCAUGGAGAACCAGAUGCUGGAUGAGAGGGACAAGGCCCAGCGUCUGCAGACGGAGCUGGACGUCAGUGAGGCGGUGCAGAAGGACUUUGUCAAGCUGUCCCAGAACCUCCAGAUGCAGAUGGAGCGGAUAAGGCAGGCGGACUGCUUGGACCGCAUCAAAGUUAUUCUUAAUGACACCAACUUGACUGACAUCAACCAACUCCCAGACACAUGAUGCCGUUGAUUGGCCUCAAA
Gadus chalcogrammus (walleye pollock) is the source of this 2699-nucleotide messenger RNA. It is a transcript of the gene rabep1, whose product is annotated as rabaptin, RAB GTPase binding effector protein 1. Gene Ontology annotation, biological process: endocytosis. Gene Ontology annotation, cellular component: intracellular membrane-bounded organelle. Lineage: Eukaryota; Metazoa; Chordata; Actinopteri; Gadiformes; Gadidae. The coding region runs from base 118 to 2679 and encodes 853 amino acids. The record is from RefSeq and is a predicted model, not a curated record. The transcript has 18 exons. Gene Ontology annotation, molecular function: GTPase activator activity; growth factor activity.